Olea europaea var. sylvestris is the source of this 1194-nucleotide messenger RNA. RefSeq lists its product as uncharacterized. Gene Ontology annotation, biological process: nucleotide transport. The transcript is spliced from 10 exons. Gene Ontology annotation, molecular function: ATP:ADP antiporter activity. Gene Ontology annotation, cellular component: membrane. Bases 622 to 1050 code for a protein of 142 amino acids. The record is from RefSeq and is a predicted model, not a curated record. NCBI's taxonomy places the organism in Eukaryota, Viridiplantae, Streptophyta, Magnoliopsida, Lamiales, Oleaceae.
UCUCUUCCAACUGAAAAUGAAGAUUCAUUCUUCAGUCGACAAAAUCAAAUUCAACUGAAAUUUCAUCCAUGCUGUCAAACCAUCCAUUCAACUCAAUCACCCUGCAAUGAUAAUCUCUAAAUCUCGCUUAGAAUCAAUCGUUUCAUGGUUCGUAACAGUCCAUCCUAACGAAAUCUCUGCACUCAUCUACUCCGCCUCUUCUUUCUUCUUCAUUUUGAGUGCAUAUUUUGUGGUACUUCCUUUUUGUUGCAUCGUUGCUGCUGCUCACACUGAUUGCUGCGCCAGUUUCCACUCUCAUUUUUUCGUUGCCUAAUCUUUCUAAAGGAAAGGAUUUGGUUUUGAUUCACUGAUUUUUCAGCAUUUCUCUUGUUAUAUUAUUUAUUCUAUGGCUUUCCUCCAUCCCUGGAAGUUCCUUUUCCAGUUUCAAGAGAUUCUUUCGUGUCAACUCCACUAUAAAGGAGGAGCUUAAGAUAAUGGUUAACCAAACCAUUCCAGCAAAUUCUGGUGGCUUGGGAAAACAUGGAUGGUUUUUCUUUUCAUAACCGUAAUUGCCACCACAGUGACAAGCCCUGCGGACAGAAGAAGAUUAUUUGCACAGAUACUUAGGGGCAGCUUACGUUGAUGGGGCGCAUCCUUACUCUUGCUGGGGUUACUAUAGUGAUUAGCUGUGCACCGAUUGUUGCCUUCAUAAAUCUGAUUUCUUUAGCUGUGUGGCCAUCAUGGAUUGCAGUUGCCAUCUCUGAAACCGUACAGAAGAUGGUUACAUAUGUUAUUACCAGGCCUGGAAGGGAGCUCCUUUUCACUGUUGUUACACAAAAUGAGAAGUAUAAAGCAAAGGUAUGCAUAGAUGUAAUUGUUCAAAGGCUUGGAGAUGCCACUGCUGCUGCGAUCUAUAAGCUACUUUUCAGCACUCUAAAAGGCGAAGCAUCAAUUGUUGCUCUCUAUGCAUUGCCAGUUUGCUUUGUAUCGACUGUGACUGCUGACCAUUUAGGAUGCCGGCGAACACAACUUGCAAAGCUAAGAGCGUCUCAACCACCCGAGGCUUCUUAAAGAUGAUAUUUCGUAGAAUUCCAUGUACAAUAUGCUAUGGGUGCCAACAAGUUUGUGAUGUAGGAAAUGUAGUAUAGGAUGGCUCCUUGUUACGUUUUCGAGGCUGCUACAGGUACUAAUAGUUCAUGUUACAUUUUCAUGAUU